Molecule: messenger RNA, 1068 nt
Organism: Quercus lobata
Lineage: Eukaryota; Viridiplantae; Streptophyta; Magnoliopsida; Fagales; Fagaceae
Product: transcription factor MYB73-like
Exons: 1
Coding region: 122-1006 (294 amino acids)
Biological process (GO): regulation of DNA-templated transcription
Cellular component (GO): nucleus
Molecular function (GO): RNA polymerase II cis-regulatory region sequence-specific DNA binding; DNA-binding transcription factor activity, RNA polymerase II-specific
Source: RefSeq, a predicted model, not a curated record
UUCUCUCUUCUUUCACCAAAGAGGCUCUGCCUCUCAACACAAAUAUAAAUAUCAACAACCCCCCCCAAAAAAAAAAAAAAAAACAUUUUUAUUUUUAUUUAUUUUUAAUUUAAAUAUUUCCAUGGCUUCUACAAAGAAAGAUAUGGAUCGGAUAAAAGGUCCAUGGAGCCCCGAAGAAGACGAAGCGUUACAGAGACUGGUCCAAAGCUACGGCCCGAGAAACUGGUCGUUGAUUAGCAAAUCGAUCCCGGGUCGAUCCGGGAAAUCGUGUCGUUUACGCUGGUGUAACCAGCUCUCGCCCGAGGUUGAGCACCGACCUUUCACUCCCGACGAGGACGACACGAUUAUUCGAGCUCACGCUCGGUUCGGUAACAAGUGGGCCACCAUAGCUCGCCUCCUCAACGGUCGAACCGAUAACGCCAUUAAAAACCACUGGAACUCGACGCUCAAGCGGAAAUGCUCGUCCAUGGGCGACGACUUUAACGACGACGUUUCGAACCCGCAGCCGCUAAAGAGAUCGGCUAGCGUCGGGGCGGGUACCGUUACGGGUACGGGUCUGUACUUGAAUCCGAGCAGUCCGUCAGGAUCCGAUUUGAGUGACUCGAGCUUGCCCGCCACGUCACCUUCUCACGUGUUCAGACCCGUGGCGCGAGCUGUCCCUCUGGUACCGGCUCAUCCGGUUGAGACUUCGUGUUCAAACACAACGGAUCCACCGACUUCACUGAGUCUGUCUUUACCCGGAUCCGACCCGUUUGAGUUAAUCAGCCCGGCUCAGAUGGUACCACCACUGCCACCUCAGCAGCAACCACCACCACCGGAGCAACCGGUUGCAGGUUACGAGAAGCAGUUCUUCAGCAACGAGUUCUUGGCAGUGAUGCAAGAGAUGAUAAGAAAGGAAGUGAGGAAUUACAUGUCGGGGAUUGAGCAAAACGGGUUUUGUAAUUUGCAGACUGAUGCUAUUAGGAACGCUGUUAUUAAGCGGAUUGGGAUUAGCAAAAUCGAGUAGCCAAACAGAGAGAGAGAGAGAGACUAGUCUUUUAGUCCUAAGAGAGAGAAAAAAAAAAGACU